Ooceraea biroi (clonal raider ant) is the source of this 6276-nucleotide messenger RNA. RefSeq lists its product as uncharacterized. Lineage: Eukaryota; Metazoa; Arthropoda; Insecta; Hymenoptera; Formicidae. Gene Ontology annotation, molecular function: DNA-binding transcription factor activity, RNA polymerase II-specific; RNA polymerase II transcription regulatory region sequence-specific DNA binding. The record is from RefSeq and is a predicted model, not a curated record. Gene Ontology annotation, biological process: regulation of transcription by RNA polymerase II. Gene Ontology annotation, cellular component: nucleus.
GUCAUCGCUAGCGUCGCCAUUUUGUACAACAGUUGCAGGUGACGAUUCUGUCCAACCUGUCCAGCAUCGCGCGCGCGAACGUACUUGUUUUGCUGGGUUGGCUGUAAAAUACCUAGUGCUUAAUUUUUAUCUCAUAUUAUCGAAGCAGUGACAAUGGUGCAAAUGUUGUGAUUGCAGCAUAAUCAAUAGUUCCAAGUCGACGUGAAGCAUGAUUUCUGGCAGUGUUUCUCCUCAAUAAUCCGGAGGAACAAGUAUGAUGUAAACAUUGUGAAAUGGCUAGAACCCUGGUGUACAAGAGAGCCUUGGAUGCUGUACUUGCUGACACACAUGCAAGUACAAUGCAUGAUGUACAAGUGCAAGAUGGGAGAAAAAUUAAGGAAGAACCUAUUGAUGAAACGUUAAGUACUGGUACGUCCAAAGAUUACAUAAUGAAAAAGUGUUGUACAAGGAGUCAUGAAGAAACAUUAUGCAAUAGUAGUUUGCGUGUAAAUAUUAGUAAUAAGGAAAAUGAGAGUGUAUCUAAUAAUUGUCCUGUCCCGUUAGAAGAUGUAAAGAAAUCGUAUAAUUUAAAACGGAAAGGGGCAGCAACUAAAAGAAAACAGAUUGGGGACAAUUUGUCUGUGCCCAAGAAAAAACGAAAACAGUCUAUUGAAAUGUUUAGUAAAAACAAGAAUGUAUUGCGUAAGUCUGUAAUUAGAAAUUUGCGAAAAAAGGGUGAACGGAAAUGUGUGAUACAUUUGAAAAGGAAAACAAGAAAACAAAAGUUUUCGUGCGAUAUAUGUUUUAGAGAGUUUUCUUCACUUUCAAAUUACUUUCUUCAUAAACAGUAUUUCGACUUCAUUGGAAAUUAUAAAUGUAGUAUUUGUAAAAAACAUUGUGCAACGCGCGAAAAACUACAGGCGCAUCUUGCAGGACAUCGCAAAAAUAUGCGCUCUUCACAUGUCUUGUAUUGCAACUUCUGCGAUCGAAAGUAUAAAGAGAAAUUACUUUUACAAUCUCAUUUGUUUCAUGCACAUGGGGAAUUAAUAUGUUCGAAAAACACAACUAAAUCGGAUAAUCUUAGAAUGGCGAAUCUUACAUCUGGAAAUACAUCUUAUGAAAAUGAUGUUUUGUCAUUGGAACAAGAAGAAUCAGUAAAUUCAGAUAAUAAUGCUAUUAGGACAGAGAAGUCAAAUAUUCCACUUAUAAACAACGCGAAGAAAGAUUUGUACGAGGAGAUGUUAAAAACUGAAGAAUCGAUGGUUGAAAAGUCAUCCAAUAAUGAAUUGUCACCUACGAAACAAUUACGACAGCCAACAUUAGCGGAAUAUCUUGCACUUCGUAAAAAGAAAUGCGAUAUUAAACCUACUCCAAAUAAAUUGGACACGUUGAAAGAUCAUCCUCCUACUUUUGCUUCACAUCAUAAUGAAAAAAUAGAAAAUGUAAAACUAAACUUUUCAAAAGAAUCUAAUAAACAACUUAGUUCUCCAGUUAGACGAUCAAGUGAUUCUUCAGAAGAAAUAGAAAUAUGUCUCUCCAAAAAGCCAUUUGUAAAAUUACAUGCAGAUGUUGAGAUGAUGAAGUCUUUCUUGGAAAGGCUUCCGACCAUUAAACAUGAAGAAAAUGAAGAUACAAAUGACAUACUUCGAUACGAUCGUGAAGUGCCCUAUAGUUUACGGUCUUUAAGGACUACCUCUUCUUCGAAAACAAAUAUAAAUUUAAGGAGGAGACAAACCAGAAGUAUAUCAAAACAGUCUCAGUUUACUGCAGAAUGCCGCACUAGAAGUAAACAGAUGGUCACUAAUUCUAAUAAAGUAGAUUCUAGCUUUGAGAAGUUUACCAUUGCCCGUCUUAAGUGUAAGGAAUGUAAAAUUCCUUUAAGAAGAUGCGAUGACAACACAAGAAAUGACAAGGUAUCUACAGUUGAUAUCCCAUUUAAGAAAAACGCAUCCCUUAAUGCUCAAUGUGAUCCCGUACCUCAAGAUGGAAAUAAUGGACGAAAUAAGAAACUAAAAGAGUUAGAGAUUUCUAUAGAACGUUUAUCACCUGUUCCAGUUGUGGAUCCUAUUGUAAAAGCGGAAACAGUAUCAAACGUCGAGGAAGAGACUGGCUUUUUAUGUAAAGUCUGUAAAAAAAGUUUUCCUUCAAAAUCGGCUAAACGUGAACAUAUAAAAUCAUUUCAUGUAGCGUAUAUGUCAAGCAUAUGCAAUGCACGAUAUUCAGUGAAACAUCAAUUGCUUCAGCAUUACUUACGCGAGCAUCGAUCGAAACACAAUCAAUGCUGCGUUUGUUUUGCAUUAUUUUCUGACUACAUAGAGUUGCAGCGACACUUGUGUAUUCACUGCUUGAAAUAUGUUCAGAAAGAGAACGAUCAGUAUCCAAUUGAUAUUGAAGUAAAGUGCAGGUCAAGCAAAAAGAAAUACAAGUGCCUUCAGUGUUAUAAAGUAUUUCCAUCGCAGUCGAUCUUGGAAAUGCAUCAAAGUUGCUGCAUCGUCAUUCCAAACGAAAGGGGCGAUGAAAAGGAUAUGGACAGCUUACCGAAAAUACUUUGUAAACUAUCUCCCAACAAAAAUGAUGAAGAAAUUAUGGUUAGACAAGAUGAUAAGAUUUCCCCUACCGAUUUAGUGAAGGGUCCUAGUGAAUGUUCAAGUAACAACUCUGAAGAAACUCGAAACAAGCAUCAGACAUCAUCAUCAUCAUCAUCAUCAUCAUCAUCAUCAGUUAAAGAAGAAUUGAAAAUUAGCGAAGAUAAUCGAAAGUCUUCUGUUAAUGAUAACAGUUCAAUUGUAAAAGAAAUGGGGACUGCUAACAAAUUACAAGACUCAAAAGAGUCCUCAGAAAAUGAUAAUUCUGCAAAUCCUGACCAAGAUACGCGUACACAAUUAGGUGCCACUGAUUCCAAAGCUACGGUCUAUCCAUGCGAUACAUGUGGAAAACAAUUUCAAAACCAGAGAAAUCUGCAACAACAUAUUCGCACUUUCAGUAAUUCUACCGACGUCUGUCCGAUAUGUGGCACCGCAUUCAGUUCAAAACGUCUUCUACAGUCACAUAUUACUGCGGCGCACGUGCCGCAAAUCUCUAACUCCUAUAGUUUCCAUUGCGUGUUCUGUAAUCAAGGCUUUGUUAAGAAAUGUAAACUUCGGCCUCAUGUGUUACACUUGCACAAUCAACAAAUGCUAAGUAUACUUGCAUCCGAUUCUUUUGUCGUCCAAGAGAAAUCUGAUACAUCAGCUUCCUAUACCACAAUAUGCAACGUAUGUAAUUUGGUAUUCGAAACGCAGGACCGUUACAUAGAACAUAGGAUGUACUAUUACAAAAAUCAUACUUUCACGUGCUCGCUGUGUACGCAAAACUUUCAGGGUAUGUACAUGUUUCAUCAUCACAAUAAACUUGUACAUUAUUCAGAAGAUAAGCGUAAAUCCUAUAGUUACAUCUGCGAAAUAUGUAAUGAGGGAUUUAAUCACGAGUCGCACUUCCAUUCGCACACUAUGCAUGUCCAUCUGAAUGAAGAGACUUUGGCUGACGCUGCAAAAGAACCUGAAGGAGAAAGUCAAGUUAAUUCUAUACCCGAAGAGAUGUUAAGAGAACAGAUUCUCCAGAACAAGAUCAUAAACUUGUUUGCGAAAGACCAAAAAGACUUUAAACAGUUGUCUAAUGAAUAUACUUGUCAUAUUUGUCAGAUAAAAUGUUCAAAUCUUGAUGAUAUGAUAAAGCAUAUAGCAUUGUAUUCCGAUGAUGGUGAUUUCAAAUGUGAUAAAUGUAACAGGCGAUGUGAAACACUUGAUAUACUUUCUCACCAUAAACAGUUAACUCACCAUUAUGAUGGACAUUGUAAUGGACAUCUAUGUGAAAAUUGUGGCGAAAUUGUGGAUACAAUUAUCUCAUUGGACUGUCACAAAAAACAUUUUCAUCCGAAUACCAAUGUGUACGAUAAUGCGAAAUAUAACAAUUAUGACCAGACGUCGUCUUCGAAUACUACCUGCACGCAGCGACAAAAUGAUUCUACUAAUAGUUUGGGGACUGUACAGUAUGAAUAUAAGAAGUAUAGAUGUUUAUUCUGCAACUUAAGAUUCACCUCUAUCGAUAUUGCCCGAAGCCACAUUACUAAGACCCAUAUUAAUGAUAUAUUAAGUAAUCAAGUUACAUCACAGAUUCUUCCAACUAUUCAUAAUGUUGGCAUUCAGGAGAAACCCAUUCCGCAACAGAUCGAAACUUAUCAAACACCAUCAUCCAACAAUAAUCAAACUCAACAAUUUAGCAGUGUUGUAAGGACUGUUUUGCCCAACAAGGAGAAAGAGUAUGAAAUUACUAUUAAAUCAUCAGACCCACUAAGAGUUGUUCCAACAUCUAGUAAUAUUGAACAGGGGAUUUUAACUCCUGUGACUCUAAAAGAAUCUGACACCAUUCCAACAUCUACGGUUCCCACACUAAGUAAGGAAUCCAAUGUUAACCCUUCAGUUCCUGUAUGCACUGAAUCGUCAUACAGUCACCAAACAAACAAUGGAGUUCUUUCAAAAUCUGGACUAGCUAAUAAAUCUACAAUUCCUGCAAAUUCUUCAGUGAAGAUAUAUAAAACUCUAAUUGCUGUGCCAACGUCUCCCCUUGCCAACCCAAAGUCAACCCUUGGAACUACAAAUUGGAGAUCUGUACAGAAGGAUAAUUACACAUGUCCUUUAUGCCCGUUAGAAUACCCAUCUUUAAUAUUCUUCCACGCUCAUAUGAGAUAUGCCCAUGCAGAUUCUAUUCGACCUGAUAUGAGGAGUCCACAGUUGAAUCAGUCAGAUCAGGAAAUUUCUAUAAUAGGAUGUUUGCUAUGUUUACACCGUUUUACUGAUGAAUCCACAUAUAAACAUCAUUUAAGAAAUCGCCAUGCCCAUUAUGUAUAUAUCCAAAAUCCUGAGGAGAUAAGAAAAACUGCUUAUGACAUAAGUUAUCCUGCUACAACAGAAAAAGAUAAUAAUAAAAGCAGCACAAAUUGUGAAAUUAUUACUAUAGAUGAUGACGACGAUGAUAAUAUAAAAAAUACUUCAGAUCAGCAUACACCACAAGUUGUUUCUGCAGCUGCUACAUCUGAAAAAAUUGGUAAAUUGAAGGUGAAAUCUUUCGCAAAGAUCGCAAAUUUAUCUACAGACCAUGCAUUGAAAGAUCCGUAGCAUGCGUAAAAUUUUUAUUUUCGAUAAAAAAGUUAGAGCUAAAUUGUGAAAAUGCAAGUUAGUGUCAUAUAUAGCAUUUAUAAAAUAAGUAAUAAUAAACUAUAGAAAUAUUAAUAACAUUGUUCUGAUAUCAAUAAGUCGUCACAAAAGACAAUUGAAUAACAAAGGAACCUAUUCAUGCAUUACAAUAUGUAGAUAUAAUUACAUUGAUUGAAUGCCCGUAUUAAUUUAUACAAAAAUAAAUGUUAUUCUAUAUCGCUAUUUAACUAAAUUUAUAUAUAUAUAUAUAUAUAUAUAUAAAUAAAUACGAUAUAAAUAAGGUAAACAAGUUAUGAAAUCUUUAUAUAUAAGUCAUAAUGCUUAAGUGCAUUUAUAUCCACUUAUACAUAAAUAAGCGAUUGGAUUUUCUAUUUCAAAAGUUUAUAUAUCGAAUGAUUACGGAUAGUUUAAUCACAGUAUAAAUAAGAACAGUAGUAGGUACACUCUGUGUCCACCAUGUUGUUGAUUCUGCUGUACGACAGACACCAAUAACUCUUUCUAGUUAUGUAAUAAUUUAUAUAAUACUAGGAUAAAUAUAUUAAGGGUUAGUUACCACAACUUUUACAUUAAGGUUUGAAUGUGUCAAUUCAUCACGUAGACCUGCAAUGCACAUGUAUGCUUAAGUUAUGAGAUUAUGUACUAGCAGACAAUCGCUAUAUUAGUUGUGCAUUCAUUUACCAACUUUUCGGGAGAGUGUACCUUGUUCUUUCUUAUACUGUGAUUUAAUCUUGUAAAUCAAUUAGUUUGUAAAAACAAAGUUGCUGUUCAGUACUGUCAUUAAACUGUUCCUAAAAUAAAGACUUAAGUGUUUUGAAGAUUUAAUAUUAUUUGUAACAUUUGUAAGAUUUGUUAAAACUAUUACGAAUGCUAUAUAUGAUUUUGUUUCUAGCGAUAGAAUUUCGAAAACUUCAGUUUUUGUAAAAUAACGCUGGAGAAUAUUAAAUAUUUGGGUGAUAUAGCUUUCUCAUUAUAACUUAGCUUUGUCGAAUACUAUAUUUUUAAUGUAUUAUCGUACUUUGUUUAUUAAUAGUGUAUUCUCUCUACAAACAAUACCAAACUUAUUAAAGAGAUUAUAAAUCAAUAAAGCUUUUAAUCCAUUCUCAUG